UGUUGUUAUCCAUUUACAGAGUUAUAUGCUCAAGUCAACAUCCCUUCUAAAGAAACGAUAAGGGAAGGUUUAGUGGUAAUGAUCGAUGGCUAUCAAGUGGGGAUGACAGUCGUAGCACUAGCGUCCGGCCUUUCAAGUGCCAAACCAUAUCCACAUCUGAAUCCGGUAUCCGCCUAUUUUUAUACCAAUGCUUACCGUUGGGCACUUAGACAUCUCAGUCUUAUUCCCAAAUGGUUAGGAGGAACCGGAGGAAGCUAUUGCGACACACAUCGAGUUUGGCGGCGGCGUUUCUUUUACAUGGAAGAGUUUGUGCCUGAUUGGUUGAAAGUGGUAUUUCCUUACGUCGAUCCAAAAGAGUGGAAGAAAGAAGAGUUGGAAUUAAAAAGAUUCAAGAAAUAUGCAGAAUCAGCCUUCGGUAAACACUAUCGAUAUCCUUCCAAACAUUUCAACAACUUCCGGUCGCAAGAAACAAAGGAAACAACAGAAGAUUUUGACGUCUCCAGUUCUUCUGAAUCUGGAACUAAUAAAUGACACUAAGUGUCAUGAUUACAAAUUAGCUUUAAAAUUACUAGUUUAAGUCUGUCUUUGAUAUUUAUACUUUUAGUCUUUUAUAAUGUUCUGAGAAAUAAAUCACAUACUUCAAAGUUAGUUCAGAGGUUUAAUGCAGAGGCUGGGGUGGUGGGGUGGUUGCAGAGGUUGAACUUUGGCGCUGAUAUGGGGAAGCGGUGAGACGAUGUCGCAGACGUUUUUAAUUUAUCCCUCUUGAUGUAAGGUGUCUGAAGCCUCUUCCACCUGGUUCCCCAGAUUUGUUAAAUGGUUAUCCCGCAAUUGGUCAGAGCCUCGUCCGUUAUCUAGCAGGCGCUAAUACUUCCAGCCAUUGUUGAACACCCAUCGAAACCUUUGCUAAUGCACCUAUCAGGUUCAAAUCUGAUAUAAACUUAUCAAUUUCUGACGCUAUAGUAUUAGCAUCCAUUCUAUUUGUAAUUCCAGAAAUUCUUCUUUUAUCUUUGUCAUAAAAAUGAUUUCAUUGGUUCGAUACUUGAUAAUUCCUGCCCAAAAAUUGACACUAAAACGUACCUCAUGACCGUGUUCACCAGUGCUUAUUGUAAUUGUUAAACACACCCGCACGUGUAAAUGUGGACUCGUCUGUCCACAUAUGUAUUCUGCUGGACGAUCGAUAAACCAUCUGCACAGAGUCAGACGUGGUUAUAGAUCGGUUGCGUGUAAAGCCUGAGCGCGUCGAUACUGGAAAGGGUGCAUUCCUUUCAUGUGGAAAACUUUCAUUGCAUUGAUUAUCGGAUGUGGACCACUACAGUUUAUGCAUUUCACUACAUCAUUUUCAGAGCAUUCAGUGUAGCUAUUAUGCUAAAUUCAGCAGAACUGAACUGAUUUACAAAUCCUAACUCCAUGAUUAAAUUUAAAACAUUUAUAACUAUUAAUCACGCAAAUAUUAUAAAGGCGAAAGUUUGUGUGUGUGUAAAUGUGUAAGUAUGUUUGUUCCUGUUUUACGCUGCGGCUACUGAAGCGAUUUGGCUGAAAUUUGGAAUGGAAAUAGAUUUUACUUUGGAUUUACACAUAAGCUACUUUUCAUCCCGGAAAAAGCCAUGGUUCUCUUGGGAUUUGUGAAAAGCUGAAUUCACGAUAUUGUAGUACUAGCGGGCGUGCGUCCGCUAGUACUACAAUAAUAAAGGAGCCAUUUAUUUACAAAUUUGAGACACAACAU
Bicyclus anynana (squinting bush brown) is the source of this 1723-nucleotide messenger RNA. RefSeq lists its product as uncharacterized. The annotation marks the transcript as partial. The transcript is spliced from 2 exons. Lineage: Eukaryota; Metazoa; Arthropoda; Insecta; Lepidoptera; Nymphalidae. The record is from RefSeq and is a predicted model, not a curated record.